AUGAUUACUAGAAGAAAAUCAUAUCAUUUUGAUCAAUUUGAUAUUGAUAGCAUAAUUGCUAAAUUAGUUGGUCGUGAGGCAACUUCUAGUACAAAACCAUGGCAUAGAACUGUUGAAAUUUCAGAAAAUGAUAUAAAAAUAGUUUGCCAACAUGCUAGACAAAUAUUUUUAGAACAACCUAUGUUACUUGAGUUAUCAGCUCCAUUAAAAAUUGCUGGAGAUAUUCAUGGACAAUUUUCAGAUCUUUUACGUGAUUAUGUUGAUCGUGGACCAAAAUCUCUUGAAACAAUUGUUCUUUUAUUUUGCUAUAAAAUAAAAUAUCCAGGAAAUUUUUUUUUAUUGAGAGGUAAUCAUGAAGUAGCAAGCUUAAAUAGAAUUUAUGGAUUUUACGAUGAAUGUAAAAGGCGAUAUUCAGUUAGACUUUGGAAAACUUUUCAAGAUGUAUUUAAUUGUAUGCCAAUUGCUGCAAUAAUUGAAUCUAAAAUAUUUUGUUGUCAUGGUGGUUUAUCACCACAUUUAAGAAACAUGGAUCAAAUAAGACGCAUGGCUCGUCCAAUUGAUAUUCAAGAUACGGGUAUUUUGUGUGACAUUCUUUGGUCUGAUCCUGAUAGUAAAAUUCUUGGAUGGGGUAGAAAUGAUAGGGGUGUAUCAUAUACUUUUGGAACUGAUGUAUUAGAUGAUUUUUUAAGGAGAAAUGAUUUAGAUAUUGUUGUUCGUGGUCAUCAGGUUGUUGAAGACGGGUAUGAAUUUUUUGGAAAAAGAGGUCUUGUCACAAUAUUUUCUGCACCAAAUUAUUGUGGACAAUUUGAUAAUGCAGCGGCUGUUAUGAGUGUUGAUGAAAAUCUGUUAUGUUCAUUUCUUAUAAUUCACCCCACUUUUACUGUACUUAAAGAUAAAAAUAAUUCUCCUCCAAUGAUUGGAAAUCCAAACAAUGGAAUAUGUCAUCCACUUCCGAUGAUGACUUCAGGUGAAUCAAAAAUUUUAUCACCAUUAGAGUCAAAAGUUUCAAGAGUUUUUAGAAGAGGAGUUUUAUAA
Strongyloides ratti is the source of this 1035-nucleotide messenger RNA. Its product is annotated as Serine/threonine-protein phosphatase PP1-beta catalytic subunit. Gene Ontology annotation, molecular function: protein serine/threonine phosphatase activity. Lineage: Eukaryota; Metazoa; Nematoda; Chromadorea; Rhabditida; Strongyloididae. The transcript is spliced from 4 exons. Gene Ontology annotation, cellular component: nucleus; cytoplasm. The record is from RefSeq and is a predicted model, not a curated record. The coding region runs from base 1 to 1035 and encodes 344 amino acids.